This is a messenger RNA of Fibroporia radiculosa, 4260 nucleotides long. RefSeq lists its product as uncharacterized. The transcript is spliced from 6 exons. Lineage: Eukaryota; Fungi; Basidiomycota; Agaricomycetes; Polyporales; Fibroporiaceae. Bases 1 to 4260 code for a protein of 1419 amino acids. The record is from RefSeq and is a predicted model, not a curated record. Gene Ontology annotation, cellular component: membrane.
AUGAUAGGCCUCUCGGGCUCUGUCGAAACGUAUGGGGGCCGCGAGGGGUAUUGUAGUAUGCGCGGUUCUUGCGGUUCUAAGGGCUGGUUUGGGAAGCCGCUACCGUGCCCUUAUGAUGGCCCGGCUAGCGAUGUGAGUGUAUCUGUACACUCGUUGUAUCUGCUUAAGCUUAGUGUCACUUUCACCCAGGAAGACGUGGACCGCGACCUCCUCGUAUCGCUUUGUGGAGCAGAUUAUGCCGAAGGACCGACCUGCUGCACGACCGACCAGCUAGAAACAAUGCGCGACAACCUGGGUCUUGCGGAGAAUAUUAUUUCAUCCUGUCCAGCUUGUCGCAACAACUUCCGCCAAUUCUGGUGCUCAUUCACAUGUUCUCCGAAUCAGGGUACUUUCUUGAAUGUCACGUCAACACAGACAUCUCGAACAGACCAGGAGGCCGUACAGUCCGUUGACUUCUACGUGUCUGAACGAUUCGGAGAGGGGUUUUAUGAUAGCUGCAAGAGCAUCAAGAUGGGCAGUACGAAUGGAUAUGCGAUGGACCUCAUUGGCGGUGGCGCCAAGGAUUACUCCGCAUUUCUCAAAUUCAUGGGAGACGAGAAAGACAUAGGAAGCCCCUUUCAAGUCAACUACCCGGCAUCACUUCCUCCCGAGAUGUCCUACUUUGAUGUGACUCCAAGAAACUGUGCAGACAACGAUCUUAGCAGUAGGUGCACGUGUAUAGACUGCCCCGAUGUCUGCCAAACCCUCCCAUACAUCCCACCUCCCAAUUUAGCGCCAACAUGUCAUGUAGGCAUGCUCACUUGUCUCUCAUUUGUCCUCGUUAUCGUCUAUUCUCUUGCAGUCAUUUCGUUCCUUUUCGGGUACGUCUUGCAGCUAUCUAUCCGCAAACGCAAGUCAUACGAACGCGUCGCCCUCAAUGUGGAUACUACAUCUGAGCAUGUCACCUCUCCUCGCGUCAACGGUCGUGGUCUUGUGGGCGCGUCUUCGCUCGCGCAACACGUAGAUGGAGAAGAAUCCACAGGCACCCAGUCGGAAUCUCGCAACCUUGGCCGCGGUGCAUCGUUGUUAGAUCCGAUUGAAACUGUGCAACCGCGCCAAUAUCGCUUGAAUAACGUUUUGCGACGCGCCUUUUACCGCCUGGGUUUUGUUGCGGCUACCUAUCCUUGGCUGACUUUUGCAAUUGUUUUCGCGAUCGUCGGCUUGCUCAAUCUUGGAUGGAAGAAAUUUGAGGUUGAGACCGAUCCAGUACGUCUGUGGGUUGCCCCAAACUCAGAGAGCAAGCUGCAGAAGGAGUUUUUCGAUGAACACUUUGGCCCCUUCUAUAGGGCCGAGCAGAUUUUCGUUACAUCUUCUCAGAUUGGCUCAAGCGAUUCGUCCGCGGAACUCUCGGUUUACAAGACGGAGCCGGUUCUUUCUUGGGAGCGCUUGAAGUAUUGGUUCGACGUCGAGGCUGAUAUUCGCGGACUACGAUCGUCGCCCAAUGGUUACACUUUGGAUGAUGUAUGUUUUAAGCCUGCAGGACCUGACGGAUUUUGUGUUGUGCAGUCCGCUACCGCAUGGUUCGGCAAUGACCUGGAGAUGUACGAUCGCGAUACCUGGGCGUCGCAUCUUGUUGAUUGUGCUACUUCUCCUGUUGAAUGCUUACCCGACUUCCAACAGCCCCUCGCACCCCAGUACGUCCUAGGUGGAGUUCCACAGACAGACGUCCCAUCAAGGUUCCUAGACGCUGAAGCGCUUGUCGUCACCUUUGUCGUAUCGGACUCCCUGGAUGCAGAAGAGCAAGAACGUGCCAUGGAGUGGGAAAGGGCCUUGCGCGACUAUUUGCAAGACUUGAGCGAGCGAGCACCACGUGAAGCAGGUCUCGAAAUCGCGUGGUCAACGGGCGUAUCAUUGGAAGAAGAGAUCAACAAGAGCACAAACACUGACGUUAAGAUCGUGAUUCUCUCGUAUCUCGCGAUGUUCUUCUACGUUUCGCUUACUUUGGGUAACGGAUCCUCUGUGGGACGAGAAGAAGGUCUCGUACCCUCUCUCAUUCAAUGGGCUACCAAUCUCCCGAAGUUGAUAAAUCGUCAAGGGAUCAUUUCUUCGUCUCUGUCAGUUGACUCACGGAGCGACCCUCGGCUGUUUCCGCGACUGCCUCGCAAAAUAUUCAUCGGCUCCAAAUUCACGCUCGGGCUUUUCGGCAUUGCCCUCGUCAUAUUGUCGGUGUCAACUUCAGUCGGAUUCUUCUCUAUAGCGGGUGUGAAGGUUACGCUUAUUAUUGCAGAGGUAAUCCCUUUCCUCGUGCUGGCAGUCGGAGUCGACAAUGUUUUUAUCCUCGUGCACGAGCUGGACCGUCAAAACCUACUCCACGGCCCCAAUGCUACCGCAGCGACACAGGGCAUUGAGUAUGGGUUUACCGCGCCGAUGUCACCCACACAUUCACGAAGUCGAUCUCAAUUCGAUUCUUUACACUCGCACGAGGAUUCGGUGGAUGCGGUAUCGACACCGUUGUAUCUAACAGCCGAGGAGCGUGUUGCAAGGACACUCGCAAGGAUGGGUCCAUCCAUUUUACUGAGUUCCAUUACAGAGACGGUGGCUUUCGCGUUGGGAGCUCUGGUGCCAAUGCCUGCUGUGCGCAAUUUUGCGUUAUAUGCUGCCGGGAGCGUUUUAUUGAACGCCAUCCUACAAGUUACUGUGUUUGUGAGCGCUUUAGUCAUUGAUCUGAAACGUGUUGAGGCAAGUCGUGUGGAUUGUUUCCCCUGCAUACGGUUACCUCCUCGCAUUGCUCUCGUGGAUGAAGUACCAUCUGGAAGCGGCCUCGGCACAAUAGCACGUUUUAUUCGUCGCUACUAUGCACCCUUUGUCCUACGUCCAGCAGUCAAAGGCGCAGUGCUACUCAUGUUCAUAGGAGUUCUGUUCGCUUCAAUUAUCUCUAUGCAACACAUUGAACUAGGCUUUGAUCAACGGCUGGCCUUUCCGUCAGAAUCUUAUCUCAUUCCCUAUUUCGACAAUCUCGACGCGUAUCUGGAAAUAGGCCCUCCUGUGUACUUCGUGGUGCAUAACGUCAAUAUUUCAGCGCGACCAGAUCAGCAACAGUUAUGCGGCCGUUUCACGACGUGUGACGAUUUCUCAGUCGCCAACGUUUUGGAAGCUGAACGUGGUCGACCCGAGUCUUCCUUCAUUGCGGAGCCAGCUUCUUCGUGGAUAGACGACUUCUUCAAUUGGUUAGAUCCCGGUCACGAAAAAUGUUGCCGCAUACGCAAGCGAGACCACAGCGUGUUUUGUAGUGAUAGAGACUCGCCCAGAGUGUGUCAAAUGUGCUAUGAAGACCACACUCCUCCCUGGAAUAUUACUAUGACCGGAUUCCCUGUCGGCGAAGAAUUUAUGUCCUAUCUUCGGCAAUGGCUCAUCUCUCCCACUACGGAAGACUGUUCACUUGCGGGGAAGGCUUCAUUCGGAACUGCGUUGUCGUUGUCAUCUACUGGCGAAGAGGUCGUAGCUUCCCACUUCCGGACCUUCCACACACCCCUCAAGUCACAAGCUGAUUUCAUCAACUCCUUCGCCGCUGCAAAACGCAUCGCGGAUGAUCUUUCCCGCGAGAGCGGAAUGAGCGUGUUUCCAUACUCAUUGCAUUACGUCUUCUUUGACCAAUUCGCACACAUUAUUGCCAUUACCCAACAAAUUCUUGGCCUCGGGCUCGCGGCGGUCCUCCUGGUGACUGCGCUCAUGCUCGGAUCGUGGAGGACAGGCGUCAUUGUGACGGGUACCGUCGCGCUUACUGUUAUUAGCGUGAUGGGCGUGAUGGGCGUAUGGGGAAUAAUGUUAAACGCGAUCAGUUUGGUCAACUUGGUGAUCUCGCUGGGCAUUGCCGUCGAAUUCUGUGCGCACGUUGCCCGUGCGUUCAUGAGCGCUGGGACAGGCCUGCCAGUGGAUCAUCCUUCGGGUCAGAAGGAGCGUGAUGAACGCAUGUGGACGGCUUUGGUUGAUGUGGGCCCAUCCGUUUUGUCUGGAAUCACUUUUACGAAGCUCAUUGGUAUGUGUGUACUUGCCCUCACCCGUUCGAAAUUCUUGGAGAUCUAUUACUUCCGGAUGUGGCUUACUCUCAUCAUAUCUGGGGCUUUCCAUGGUCUCAUCUUCCUACCUGUUGUUCUCAGUAUAGCUGGAGGUCCUGGAUUUCCUAUGCAAGAGGCCGAUGAAGAAUGGAUGUCUCACGCAAUACGGAACGAUUAUGAAUACACGCCAUUCCUUGCGGAUGAUGACUCAGUGAUGAGUGAUUAA